Phanerochaete carnosa HHB-10118-sp is the source of this 1734-nucleotide messenger RNA. RefSeq lists its product as uncharacterized. Gene Ontology annotation, molecular function: transmembrane transporter activity. The coding region runs from base 1 to 1734 and encodes 577 amino acids. Gene Ontology annotation, biological process: transmembrane transport. NCBI's taxonomy places the organism in Eukaryota, Fungi, Basidiomycota, Agaricomycetes, Polyporales, Phanerochaetaceae. Gene Ontology annotation, cellular component: membrane. The transcript is spliced from 10 exons. The record is from RefSeq and is a predicted model, not a curated record.
AUGACGUCUGAGUCUCUCGCAGAGCUACCGCUUGACACGAAAGGCGAACUUGGCGCGCCCCUCUCGAGCACGUCGUCUAUCGACAAGAAGGGGAGCGAAAGUGAAUUCUCGCCCUCGACUUCGGACCUUCUUCCUGCUCUCGAUGAGAAGCCGCGGUUUACCGAUGUCCUCUUCCGGCGGAAGAAUCUGAAGCUGCUCGACCCCGACGGCUGCGCGACUAGACGAAGUGUCUUCGAUGAUCCCGUCCUGGCUAAGCACUACUGGCCUCCAGAAAAGUACGAGAACCUUCACCGCUUUGAUCCAAAUGCUCGCUGGACAUUCCGUGAGGAGCGGGCUAUCGUGCGGAAGAUUGACUGGCGGGUCAUGCUGUGGGCAGCUAUUAGCUUCUCCGCUCUGAAUAUCGACCGAGGCAACCUGUCACAAGCCAAUACGGACAACUUCCUGCCCGACCUACACAUGACAACAGAUGACUACAACUUGGGAAACGUCAUCUUCCGUCUCGCUUUUCUGGCUGCUGAACUUCCUAGCCAGCUGGUCAGCAAAAGGGUUGGUCCAGAUCGCUGGAUCCCUACGCAAAUGUGCCUCUGGUCCAUCAUCACCCUUUGUCAGUUCUGGCUCUCGGGUCGGUCGAGCUUCUUGGUCUGCCGUGCUCUCCUCGGAUUUAUCCAGGGCGGAUUCAUUCCAGAUUUGAUACUCUACAUGUCUUACUUCUACACAAAGACCGAGCUGCCUAUGCGUCUAGCAUACUUUUGGAUGUCCUCGAACGUCUGCAGCAUCGUCGCCAGCUUCAUUGCGUACGGCGUCCUGCGUCUGCGUGGGCACUUGGGCAAGGCUGGCUGGCAAUGGUUGGGCUGCCUCACUCUGGUGAUCGGCCUAGCGACGUUUUUCAUGAUGCCACCCUCGCCGACACAGACGAAGAAGUGGUUCAGGCCGAAUGGCUGGUUCACGGAGCGGGAAGAGACAAUCAUCGUCUCUCGUGUGCUUCGCGACGAUCCGAGCAAGGGCGACAUGCACAAUCGUGAGGGCCUGACCUUGAAGCGUCUCUGGACCGCAGUCUGCGAUUACGAUCUUUGGCCGCUGUACAUCCUCGGGCUCACAUUCGGCAUCCCUAUCUCCCCGCCAGGUACCUACCUGACUCUUUCGCUCAGGAACCUGGGCUUCGGCACCUUCGAGACCAACUUAUUAACAAUUCCAUCGACGUUCCUAGGCAUCAUCACCAUGUGGCUGGUCACUUUACUCUCAGAGGCGGUCAACGACCGUGCUGUGGUGUCUAUGCUUGAAGAUUUUUGGGCCCUGCCGUUCCUUAUCGCCAUCUACUGUCUCCCGGAGAAUCCGAACCAGUGGAUUUACUAUGGCCUGGCCACGGCGCUGCUGUCCUACCCGUACACGCAUCCAAUCCAAGUUGGCUGGUGCUCUCGCAACUCGGGUGCGGUCGCGAGCCGAACAGUUAACGCUUCGCUGUACAACAUGUUCGUGCAGCUGACCUCCGUCGUGUCUGCGUACAUCUAUCAGUCAAACGACGCGCCGCGCUACCGGCGGGGCAAUCGCAUCCUCAUCUCAAUCAGCUGUAUCAACCUGAUCGUUCUCUACCCCGGCACGAAGCUGUACUACAUCUGGCGGAACAAGCAGCGCGACCGCAUCUGGAACGCGAUGACUCCUGAGCAGCAGGUGCACUAUCUGGCGACGACGAAGGAUGUUGGGAAUCGUCGCCUUGACUUCCGCUUUGCUCACUGA